CCUGGGGCUGUGCAGAAACUUGUGACCGUGUUGUUGGGUAGCUUGGUUACCCUCUAGACGGACGGGGUCAGACCUCAGAGGUAGACUCACACUGACUCUGCACGGACUCGCACCGACCUUGGAGUCUCCAGACGCGCAUCGGAGGAUUUUGCGCACUGGAAAGGAGUGGAGCAGAAGUGAGCGCAGAGCCAGCACACCAGAGUGAGACUGACCGCAGUCCCUCCGCCGGGCUACGGGCUCACUUGUUUCUCCGCGUGCACACACUGCUAGCAUCUGAAAGCCAGUGCUCGGUGAGUGUGUGUUUGGUUUGCUCUUCCCGCGGAGCCUCUGCGUGUAGCGUCUCACCUCCUUCAGCCUUCAGCAUCCGGAGAGAGCGGGACGUUUGACUGGAUUUGUCCGGACAUUUCUCUGGAUCGGACAGGAAUGCUAGUGACCACUUUACCGAACUAACGGAGGUGAUCUCAGCGAUGCUUCAGCGGAGUCUUCGUCUGCCCCUCUCCAGAUCUCCCAGAGAGGAUUUACGCGCUGCUCAUUCCCAGUAAGCCGAGAAUCAGAGAAGAUGAGAGCCGUGCCAACGUUCCUGGUCCUCUUCGUCCUGCACCAGGUCACAUGCAGGAAAGCACAUGGAGGAGCCACAGAGCUAAUUGAGUGGGGAGACAGCGAUAAUGUGCAGAAGAUUUCCCCUACAGGGGCCAGUCCACGAAUCCUCAAUCCCCUGCGUUUGUUUGCCAGGAGCUCCCCUGGGUUUAAAAGCAACAUGAGGGAAAUCACAUAUUUACAGAACAUGGAGGACUUCUGGGACUGGUUAUCUAACCAGACAGAUGUUCAGGGUGUGCAGGCUCGAACUAAACGCAGGCCCAUUGUCAAGACUGGCAAGUUCAAGAAGAUGUUCGGGUGGGGGGAUUUCCACUCAAACAUCAAGACUGUAAAACUCAACCUGCUUAUUACAGGGAAGAUCGUGGACCACGGAAACGGCACUUUUAGCGUUUACUUCCGCCACAACUCCACUGGCCUGGGGAACGUGUCUGUCAGCCUGGUGCCGCCAUCCAAGGUGGUGGAGUUUGAGAUCGCCCAGCAGUCCACGCUGGAGACCAAAGACACCAAAUCAUUCAACUGUCGCAUUGAAUAUGAGAAGACUGACCGCAACAAGAAGACUAUCCUGUGCAACUUCGACCCAUCCAAAGUGUGCUAUCAGGAACAGACACACAGCCAUGUUUCCUGGCUGUGCUCCAAACCCUUCAAAGUCAUAUGUAUCUAUAUCGCCUUUUACAGUGUAGACUAUAAGUUGGUGCAGAAGGUGUGCCCUGACUACAACUACCAUAGUGACACUCCUUACUCUUCUACAGGAUGAUUAAGCAGAGGUAGUGUGCUUCAACAUUUUGUUUGAACCAUUUCUGUAAAUGUAAACCUCUCUUUGCCCUGAAAUACAUAUUUAACUGAGACAUGCUUCUGGAGAUAUCUGGAUGCAUUGUUACAAAACUUCUGAGCAUACUCCAGACACAGAUUUGGCAUUCCAUAGUGAGGUGUCCAGGGACUUGCUUUUAGGAUUUGACUUGGGAUUCAGAGAUUGCAGUCAACCCUGGAUGACUCCUUCAUGUAACAACACCACAUGUUCUCCUGGUGUAAUUAGCAUGUUGUCCAGAUGUUUCCUUCAAGGCUAGACCAUGGGCAAGCUGUCUCCUGAUUGGCAGAGUAUCCAGCUUCUGUGUGAGGGCUGCACUGCAGCAUGUAGUCAAACGAGUUCCUCUACUCCCUCACAGUCAGGUCUGGGACAACAUAUGAUAUAAAAAUAAUGAUAUGUAAAAUUGACUAUCAGCUCAAUAAUGACAAUACCAACACACUAGCAUUGUUCUCUGGCAUUUAAAACAACACAACAAACAACACCGCUGAACAUAGUGGAGUUUUCAUUAAUCUGCCUUUAAAGAAAGGUCAUCUCCAUUUGUGCAGGGAGCAGGAUUUUUUUGUCCUAUUGGUCUGUUGUUAUUGUUCUUUUAAUUUUAGAACAAAUAAGUCUGAAUCUGUUUUUCUGUGUCUAUCUCUUAUAGGGAUGUUCAUCAAUAUAUGCCCAGGACAAAUCAAAGUGAUCACAUUUUAUCCAAAGGCAAGCAGAGAGUAUAAUCUUCAUUCACACAAACUUAAUAAAUAAAUAAAUGAAUAAAUAAAUAGAUGGAUAAAUAAAUUGAUAAAAAAGGACUUGUCAACGUUAUCUUACUGCUGCCUUUUUAUGAAUUAUUGUUGUUGGUUCUCUGCUGCAGUCAUCCUCUCACACAUGUGUGUAUGCUUAACCAGUAGGAAAACCAACAUCUGUGUUGGCAGGAGGCUCUUUGGGGCAUCUUUCUGCUGAACAGCACCACACUGGAUUAAUGUGUCAGGAGAGGUGGGAAGAAGUGAUAAUUGCAGGACAGGUGGAUUUACUGCGUCUGGCAGACAAUUAUCAGCACUUUGUAACAGCCCUACCACCAGCACCGGCAUUAUCUGUACUCAAUGUGCUUCAAUUAGCCCGGGAAAUUUCAUUUAGCUUAGCUCAUUAGUAAUGAGAGCAGAAGCAGAAAAAAUAAAGAAAAAAAGGCAAAUAUCAGCAGUAAAAGGGGUCAAAUUAAAGAUAGGUUUGGAACAUUAACAAGACAUACCAUUUAAAUUCAAUUUUUUAAUAUUCCCAGAUUUUACAGAAGACUUAAAUUUACUGACUCCCUGAAGUCUAAAGCCUGUCUUUUAGUGAACAGUGAAUUUGCUCCAAUUUAGAGAUCUGAGAACCUAAAACACAGAAACUAGAACUGUUUUGUUGUUUGUUUGUUUUUGGCCAGGGCAUGUGUCAAUGAUUCCUGUUUACCUGAUGUACCUACUGUCUUCCCCCAUCAGCUGUAAAUGAUCAUCACAUCAUACAAAUGAAAAAGGUGUACGAUAGGAAGCCUGAAGGUGGUUUAGGUUGAUGUUUUAGUUAUACUACUUUGUGCAAAUGCUGUGUAUAAUUCUGUGUACCUCAAAAUCUAAACAUUUUUAUUAUGGCUUCAGAGUAAA
Molecule: messenger RNA, 3018 nt
Organism: Cheilinus undulatus (humphead wrasse)
Lineage: Eukaryota; Metazoa; Chordata; Actinopteri; Labriformes; Labridae
Gene: nxph2a
Product: neurexophilin 2a
Exons: 3
Coding region: 560-1351 (263 amino acids)
Molecular function (GO): signaling receptor binding
Source: RefSeq, a predicted model, not a curated record